Mizuhopecten yessoensis (Yesso scallop) is the source of this 2436-nucleotide messenger RNA. RefSeq lists its product as uncharacterized. Gene Ontology annotation, biological process: carbohydrate metabolic process. Lineage: Eukaryota; Metazoa; Mollusca; Bivalvia; Pectinida; Pectinidae. The coding region runs from base 7 to 1107 and encodes 366 amino acids. The transcript has a single exon. Gene Ontology annotation, molecular function: hydrolase activity, acting on carbon-nitrogen (but not peptide) bonds. The record is from RefSeq and is a predicted model, not a curated record.
CCAAGUAUGGAAAGGAGCGUUUUGUGUUUACUUCUCAUGCUACCUACAAUAACGUCGUGUUGUCGUCAAGGUGUUAAUUGUCACCUUCCGGACUGUUUCUGUACUACAUACUUUCAUCCUAUAGACCGACAUACCAUUCCUCAAAUGGUGUAUUUUGGAUUUGAUGAUGGCGUUCGGGAGCACAUCGUGCCAUAUGUUGACCAACUGUUUGGCGAGCCUCGGAAGAAUCCGAAUGGGUGUCCACUAAGUGUGACCUUCUUCGUGUCCGGAGAUAACACUGAUUAUAAUGUUCUCAGGAAUUUCUAUCACCGUGGUUACGAGCUUGCCUCCCAUAGCGUUACACACGGACACAUCAACAGCGCUAAGCGACUCAAAGAGGAGGCAGAAACACAGAGAGACAAUAUUAUUACCGAGGUCCGCAGUGUAACUAAAGAUGCAGUUGUCGGCUGGCGAAGUCCGUACUUACAGACGGCAGGUGAUGCGCAGGUGGAAGUGUUACAAGAGCUAGGAUAUACUUACGACAUAUCACUAACGCAUACCAAGGCGAGUAUUGAAAACUUGGACCCAUGGCCACUGACACUCGACUACGGUUGGCCUUUCAAAUGCGUUAUUCCACCAUGUAUCAACAACCGACACCCCGGGUUCUGGGAGAUCCCCGUGAACGCCAUGAGAGACUACAGAAAUGAAGGGGAUUGUGUAUAUUUUGACACGUGUAAAAAAGAGACAGAGACUUUCAACGAAACAUAUGACUACAUAAUGAAUAACUUUCUGAGUCAUUAUAAUGGUAAUAAGGCACCGUUUGGAUUCCACAUGCACGUCGGCUGGUUCAAACGUCCGGACAAUUUGGCGGCGAUGGAUAAAGCGAUUGGGGAUAUGCUAUCACGCAAAGGAGUUUAUAUAGUCAACGUCAAACAGGUCAUCGAGUGGAUGAAGGACCCUAAAAACGUAACCCAACUGGACGAUUUCCAUCCCUGGAGCUGUGCUCAAAAACGUUAUAUAUCGACCGAAAUGUCGUUAACAGAAAUAUUGUUAUUGUUAUUUGUUAUUGCAGCAUUAGGUCUUUACAUAUACAUAAUGACAAAAUGGUUACGAGUUCGUAAGAAAUGAUCAUAUUUUAACAGAUUGGUUUGUUUUUGUUGUUGUUAAAGUAUAGAAUACCAAUCCGUGUACUAGUUUGUUUUUGUCUUAAAUUCAGUGUUUGUGUAUAAACUUUGCGAGUUGCAAAAUGCCAUUCAUUUGAAUGUAGGUAAUAUGUACUAACAAUUCGAAAAGUAUAUAUAAUAAUAUAGUUUUGAUUAUGGUCAUAUAAUGUAUCUCUGCCAUAUUUUAUAACAUAGACAUUAUCCAAAUCGAGGAAAAUUGAAACAGCGUUUUCCAGAAAACCCGAAUCAAUAACACUAAUUUGUAAACAUCAUGAGUCUGAAGAUUGACUUGGUUGUAGAUACGAUUUCAUUAUAUACUUGCGCUCGGAGUCGAGCAUUUGUUCAUGUUCUUCAGUGUGUCUAAAAUACCAAGUGAUAUUGUACGUUGUACUGUGAUUUUAACUACCUGAACACUAGAUAUUUACAUACUACACUGACAUUCACUCAAUAGCCAUUGUUCCUGUAAAAUGGAGUUACCAUCUCAUCACCUGACUGCAAAACGUGACAAGUUUCCGUGACGUCGACAACAAUACAUGUGGACACAGCUAAGCAUUGCUUCAGCAAAUUUCAGGCUGUUUCUUUUAUUAAACCGAUCACAUUAUAAUAAAUUUUGAAAAUUAAAUUUGCGUCUGCUGGUCAGUUUAAUGAAUAAAAUAAUUACGAAACAUUCACAGAAAAAGACUGAAGUUUCUAUUUUUGUCACAUAAUGAGGUGAUAGGUCACAUAAUGAGGUGAUAGGUCACAUAAUGAGGUGAUAGCUCACAUAAUGAGGUGAUAGCUCCAGUUGAGCACGUCAUAGUUUGCCUUCUAUGAUAAAUGUACACGCGCUCAACUGAGAAAUCACUCCAUUAUUGACCAAAAUAUGGUAAAUUUAUCAUAGAAAUGCCAUUUUUAUGUACCGGGAAGCUUCCGCCCAGUCAAGUUUUCGCCCUUCGACGGUAAAAUCUGUUUCGACCGUAAAAAAACGCCCUUAUUACUUCUAAUUAAUUAUGUUGUUUACUUAUGUUCGCUGUUAUGAUAAAUUCACCCUAAUUACGGAGGGCGAAAUUAAACUGCAGCGAAAUUUCCCAGUAUACUUUAUUCAAUUUGCACUUGCUUAAAUUGAUUUAUCACAUCAUAAACUGACAAAAUAGAGAGUAAUUCCUUAAAAUUUAAAUUAAUUUUAUUUUUACUUUAAUUAAAGUCAUAUAUAAUGUGUAUCAGAUUCAGUUUUCUGGUUAUUAAUACGAUCAAACAGAUAAGUAAACGAGUUCACAACCAAACAGUCGAUAUGACACGAUUAUAUUAAUAUUAU